Molecule: messenger RNA, 3231 nt
Organism: Hippocampus zosterae (dwarf seahorse)
Lineage: Eukaryota; Metazoa; Chordata; Actinopteri; Syngnathiformes; Syngnathidae
Gene: angptl2b
Product: angiopoietin-like 2b
Exons: 5
Coding region: 532-2058 (508 amino acids)
Source: RefSeq, a predicted model, not a curated record
AGAGAGAGAGAGAGAGAGAGAGAGAGAGAGAGAGAGAGAGAGAGAGAGAGAGAGAGAGAGAGAGAGAGAGAGAGAGAGAGAGAGAGAGAGGCAUAUCUGAGAGAGACAGCCUCUUAGAGCUCUGAGGCAGAAAUGAUGGAUUCAACUUAUCACAAAGUCAUCUAAAGUGCCAAAGGCAGCACACUACCUGCCCUUUAGUCAGGAGACGAACUCAAGUUCGUAUUCUCUGAAGACUAUUUGCAACUUUUCCUCGCGGCAGUCCGGAAGUCAACCUUCUGCUGGGCACAUGUCAAUCUUUUUUGAUUUAACAAUAACCUUCAAAGCGCAUUUACCUGUCCACUGCUGGAAUGGACUGAGCUGACAGAGAGUGAGUAACCAGACGGGGUUAAACACCAGGAGGACAAUGCCAUCUCACUUGGGAUGACUUUCGAUCAAGAGGAACUACAAUUGGCUCAGCCACAAGAGCAAGACAGCUGAGGGAGUCUCAUCAAUACGCUUCGGUUAUCUUGCUUGGUGAGUUGGAAAAGUCUCAUGGAUACCCCUUCAAUGGUCCUACUGGGGCUCCUUCUUGUUUAUGGGCUAGUCUGUCAGAUUCAGGGGAUCGCCUCAGAUAGCCACAGCUUUACGGGAGCCCAAGAAUUUGAGAGUAGUGACGAUGGUCCGGAGAGAGAAUUUCUAUAUGCAGGGAGGAGCAAACGCGCGCCUUCUGACCAGCCACAGGACAAAUGCUCGUACACUUUUAUCGUGCCACAGCAAAAAGUGACAGGGGCUAUUUGUGUCAACUCCAAGGAGCCAGAGGCCACGCUGGAGAAUCGGGUUCAUAAGCAGGAGUUAGAGCUACUGAAUGUGGAGCUGCAGAAACAGAAAAGGCAGAUCGAGACUCUCCAGCAAUUGGUAGAAGUGGACGGAGGCAUUGUUAAUGAAGUUAAGCUUCUGAGGAAAGAAAGCCGAAACAUGAAUUCCAGAGUUACGCAAUUGUACAUGCAACUCCUUCAUGAGAUCAUCAGGAAGAGAGACAAUGCUCUCGAAUUAGCUCAGGUGGAGAACAGAAUACUUAACCAAACUUCAGAUAUGCAACAACUUACCAGUCGUUACAAAGACUUGGAGCACAAGUACCAGCACUUGGCCUCUUUGGCCACCAACCAGUCAACUCUUAUUGCCUUGCUGGAGGAGCAGUGUCAGGGUCGACCUCCUCUCCGACCCGUCCCCGUGCCACAGCCACGGGCUCAGCCACCUCGACCAUCACCACCUCUUAACAAGCCGUACCACCCACAAGUUCUUCCUCGGAUCAACAAGCCACUCAGCAAUGAGAUACAGAGUGAUCAGAAGUCUCUUCCGCCUCCGACGAUGCCUACCAUCAUACACAACCCUUCUUCCACUGACAAACCCUCUGGUCCAUUUAGAGACUGCCUGCAGGCUCUGGAAGAAGGCCACACCAACAGCGGCAUGUACUUGUUAAAACCAGAGAAUGCCAACCGUCUGAUGCAGGUGUGGUGUGACCAGAGACAUGACCCAGGCGGCUGGACCGUAAUCCAGAGGAGAGUGGAUGGCUCUGUCAACUUUUUCAGGAACUGGGAGACAUACAAGCAAGGGUUUGGAAAUAUAGAUGGGGAGUACUGGCUCGGUCUGGAAAAUAUUUACUGGCUGACGAAUCAGGGAAACUACAAGCUGCUGGUAACUCUGGAGGACUGGUCUGGCAGGAAGGUGUUUGCCGAGUAUGCCAGCUUCAGAGUGGAGCCUGAGGCUGACUUCUAUAAGCUACGAGUGGGUCGCUACCAUGGCAAUGCCGGCGACUCCCUCACCUGGCACAAUGGGAAACAAUUCACGACACUGGACAGAGACCACGAUGCAUAUACAGGUAAUUGUGCUCACUACCAGAAAGGAGGCUGGUGGUACAACUCUUGCGCCCAUUCCAAUUUGAAUGGCGUUUGGUACAGAGGAGGCCACUACCGGAGCCGUUACCAAGAUGGAGUCUACUGGGCAGAGUUCAGAGGAGGAGCUUAUUCACUUAAGAGAGUGAUCAUGAUGAUUCGUCCAAACGCAAACACUUUUCACUAGCUAUUAAAAAAAAAAAAAAAAAAAAAAACACAGGCUGCACUUCCAUGCAGCAAAACGCCUAGUUUCAAAGAUGAACAGCGGCUUUAUUACCACAGUGCUAUCCCAUAUUCAUUGUAUUGCAUUGGUACAUUGCUCAGGUACAUUAGUGUAGUUCUUUUUAUGUUCCCACCCAUCUCAGAGAAAUACUUUCAAGAAGACAUACCGCAUUCACAUCACGGUCACAGGAAGCUGAACAUCAAAGCGAUUGGUCUGCUUGUUCACUCGCAAGCCAUGAAAGUGACAUACUGUAAAGACUCUGGUGGCCAUGAUGUGGUUUAUCCCUUGAAUGUUAACCAUGGUGUGACAGAAAAUACAAGUUGAUCCAUCCAUAUAGACGUUUUCUUUACCACUUGUCCUCAUUAGGGUGGCGUGCGAGCUAAAGCCCAGCCCGGCUCGCUGGGAUCAUGAGGCUAGGUACCGGUACAUUCUCGGCUGGCUGUUGGCUAAUCACAGAGCACAUAUAGAUCUAGAGCCAAUGACAUUGUCACAUAUCGAGGAUUCAGGCUUCAAUUCGUCUGACAUGCGAGUCCUUGUUAUGCGAGUGGAAGCUGGAGGAAAGCACCUGGAGAAAACCCACGCAAUCAUCUCCCAAGGGAGCCUGACCGGAAAACCCAGGAGCUUCGGACUGCGAGACCGAUGUGGUCAUCACAACACCACAAGUUAAACGUGAUUUAAAAAUGACAUUGAAAAGGGAAGCACUUCCGUUUAGUAGAUUUGAGACGUUUUAUUUUCUACAUACAUUAUAUCCAGUUGUACUAUGCAGUAUCAGACACAGGAAAUGUAUCCCAUGACUAUUUUUUUUUUUAUCAGUGCAGUGAGAUUAUUUUCUCCAUCGAGUUGGUGCGUCUCCCAAAGUCAAAACGUGGUGCAAAAAAUAUGACAAUUUUCAUGUUUCCUAAUGUUUGACUUUUGAUACCCAGAAUGUUGUUUACUUUUUAAUUUUAAUUCUUCAACUGAUUGAACAGUUUUCCACCAGUUUGUGCGUAUGAAUCAAGCAUUGAAUUUACUGUAUAAAUCGAGAUGUUUGUUAAUGUUAAUUGAAACAGAUGUGUGUUUGUACAUAAGAUAUUUGUAAUAUAAUGUCGUAAAUCCAUUUAUGGAAUGAAAAAAAAGUAAUAAAAUCUGUACAGAUAA